CCUCAAUUCAACGUCAAAUCAUCCAACAUUUGACCGACACCAACCGAAAUUGGAUCUAUAUAUGUACCCCGUCCACAACAAGCGACCAAGGCAACCACGGCGAACGGGCCUUAAAGCUGUUUCCACAACAUUCAAAAUCUUUGCUCUCCGUCGCGACUUGAUGACAUGACCCUAUGACUCCCGGGCGUGAAGCAGUACAACAAUGCCGUAGGGGACCCGGCGAUGCUGAAACGUGCGUCCCGAGGGGCCGAAGUCGGCUUUCUACAAGGAAGAUUCCUGUUGACGGUCAACAGCAAUGUGGGUAUUUCCACCAUGGAACGAAGCUAUCGUGAGUUCGUGACUGAGGCGCAAUACGCUCGAGCGAGCGAGCCAUAACACUGUCGCGAAUGUGGGAAGGUAGCAAAACAAAACAAAACAAAACAAAACAAAACAAAACAAAACAAAACAAAACAAACAUCGCAGCAUUCCAAGGGAGCUCGGGGAGGAAUGAGACAAGACAAGCACUUGGCACUGCACAGACGUUGGGCGUUGGGACGCUGGGAGAAGCGAACAAUGGACGCAUGUCUCAGACACACAGCCCCAGACUGCAAGUGCAGCGGAAGUCAUGAACUCAAGGCAUUUCAUUUCUCUCUCUUAAGACUUAAACUCUUGUGUCAUGUGUCCAGCCAGAGUCAGACUCCCUUUUCCUAUUCCUUCCCCCACUCGUCUCACUCCGCUGUUUCCCCGGGCCGUUAUCAACCUUCCCUUCCACCAUUCCUACCUAUACUUCCGCUUUCCUUUCCUUUCCAACUCGCCUUCCAAUCUUUCACGUCUCCUCUCUCCCUGACACAAUUCCUACUGGCACCAGCACCAGCACUCGCCCUCGCCCUCCUCCUCCCUGUCCCCGCCGUCGUUCCCGCGGUUCACGUCGUCACCGUCCUACUCCUUCUUCUUUCCAGGGCACGAAAUUUCAGAACUCUCGCCACCCUCGGCACCCUCACGGGUAGGCUUCGGCGGCGGCUUAACAGGCCCAAUGGUCUUGGGAUAGCCGCGCGAGCCGUCGUUCGGGGCGUUGGUGGCAUCAUCGCUGUUGUUGGAGUUGACGAUGCGGUCGUUGUUGUGGUGAGUGGUGGCCGGCAUUGUGGUGGUUGAGUUGGUGUUGGUCUUGGUGGGGUUCUGUUGCUUGGGCUUUGG
Molecule: messenger RNA, 1173 nt
Organism: Neurospora tetraspora
Lineage: Eukaryota; Fungi; Ascomycota; Sordariomycetes; Sordariales; Sordariaceae
Exons: 1
Coding region: 487-1131 (214 amino acids)
Source: RefSeq, a predicted model, not a curated record